GUGUAACAUUUACCACAUGUUCAAAGAAUAAACAUCAGCCGGUAAUUGAUAAUAAAUAAAUUCUAAUAAAUUUAAACGCUUGAGCUCGAAAUUCAAUAUAAAUACCAUGAGCGAAGUGACUAACGAAAAUUGCGAACAAAUUCCCGACGCAAAAGAUGAGAAUGAGAAAGAGGGUACGGGUGAAAAAAUUGUGGAUGAAGCAAUUGUUGAUGAAACUCCGAAUGAUGAGAAGUCAGCUAAUGUUACAAAUGACGAGUUUAAUUACUUAAAACGAAAUGAAUUUACAUCCGAGAUUUACAAGAUUGAAGUACGGAAUUUGGGUUAUUUCGGCAUUGGGGAGUUUAAGAAGCUUUUAAAGUCCAAACUAAAUCUCAAUAUGACUAAAAUUAAAUCGCCGCUUCGUAAAGAGUUCGCAUUUGUGUGUUUUCGUAGUGAAGAGGACCAACAACGAGCGAUUGAAACGCUUAAUGGUUAUAAAUGGAAAGGAAAAGUAUUGCAAGCUGCUGCUGCAAAAGCGUCUGCAGAUCCAUUACAGAAGCGCCGAAACGAAGACGCACAGCGGGAGGAGAAAGAGAGCAAACCAAAACGACAACGUACUGCUGCUGAUGCGAUAUGCCCCUACGCUGCCUUUCCGUAUGACGAACAGCUACAAAAAAAGAGUAGUGAAAUGGAGGAGCUUUUGAAAAAAUUCACAAACAAAUUACGCAACACGAACCAUGCUGCCAAGAAACAACUGAACGAGUUCAAAUUCGCUGGUGUUAAGGCGUCUCCACAAAUCGAUGGAUACCGCAACAAAAAUGAGUUUACUGUUGGCAAAAAUGCCUUGGGUGAAGUUGUAGUCGGCUUCCGUUUGGGCAGUUAUGCUGACGGGUCCGUAGAGGUUUCAGAAAUUCAAGACUUACCACAUAUACCCGACUCGGCUAAAUGGGCAGCAGAAAGUUUUCAACAGUUUAUAAGAGAUUCAAACUUUUUGCCUUUUAAUCCAGAGGAUAAUUCGGGUCAUAUCCGACAGUUGAUGGUACGUACAUCUGCUCAUACGGGAGAGAUAAUGCUGGUUGUCGGUGUUUAUUCUUCCAAUUUGAAGGAUACUGAAUUAGAAGAUUUGAAACAGAAUUUAAGGGAAUAUUAUGAAAUAUGUACCGAUGCAGUAAAAGGUUUCAAAUGUACAUCGUUGUAUUAUCAAGAUGUGAAGCAUCGUGAAGCCGGUCAAGUGGUCUCACCUAUAGAACAUAUUUCUGGUAGCACUCACAACACUGAUACAAUACACAAUCUAUCUUUUAAAAUAAGCCCGCUGGCUUUCUUUCAAAUAAAUACGCAGGGUGCCGAAGUACUCUAUGAUAAAGCUAUCGAAUUGGCCGCACCUCAACCACAUUCCACGGUGUUAGACAUUUGUUGUGGUACUGGCACGAUAGCGUUAGCCUUCGCCAAACAUUGCAAACACGUACUUGGUGUAGAAAUUGUACCAGAUGCAAUUAAGGAUGCCGAAUUCAAUGCUGCGGCUAACUCAAUUGAAAAUUGUAAGUUUUUUGCUGGUAACGCUGAUGAUUACAUACAAUCGAUGGUGCGAGAAGUUGUUUACGGUAAUGCACCUGGAGCGCCGCUGGAUCUGAUUGCUGUGGUGGAUCCACCGAGAGCUGGACUACAUAAUAGAUCCAUUGCUGCAAUACGUGCCGCUACGGCAAUAAAACGUUUGGUGUACAUAUCUUGUAAUCCAGCGCAUGCACAGCGUAAUUGGAUUGAACUGGGCCGACCUGAGUCAAAACAAUAUAAGGGGGAUCCCUUCUUUCCCAAAACCGCCAUUGCAGUAGAUAUGUUCCCACAUACUACACACACCGAACUAGUAAUGUUAUUUGAACGCGCGUCCCAAUCAGUUGAUGAAGGGGAAAGCAAAGAGACAACAAGCAACGAAAAUAACGGUGAUACAGAAAUUGAAGGAAAAGGAAAUGAAAUUGAUAUAGAACCAAACAAAAAUUAGUAUUGGUUGUACUUUUGACAUUUUAUAAACUUUUAAAUAUACUUACAUACUAGAUAGAUAUGUAUGCAUAACACACUUUAAA
Bactrocera neohumeralis is the source of this 2057-nucleotide messenger RNA. RefSeq names its product tRNA (uracil-5-)-methyltransferase homolog A. Bases 107 to 1975 code for a protein of 622 amino acids. NCBI's taxonomy places the organism in Eukaryota, Metazoa, Arthropoda, Insecta, Diptera, Tephritidae. The transcript is spliced from 4 exons. Gene Ontology annotation, biological process: RNA processing. The record is from RefSeq and is a predicted model, not a curated record. Gene Ontology annotation, molecular function: RNA methyltransferase activity; RNA binding.